Heterotrigona itama is the source of this 5944-nucleotide messenger RNA. Lineage: Eukaryota; Metazoa; Arthropoda; Insecta; Hymenoptera; Apidae. The record is from the annotation of a GenBank genome assembly.
AUGAAUGUAAUUUCAUAUCAUAUAAAUUGGUGUACGUUUAAGAAAUUAUGAUUUGUGAUGAAUGAAAUAUAAUUAUGAUUUUAUACAAUAAUAUACUAUAUUGUACUUUAUUUCAAAUAUUAAACGAACCUGUAAUGCAUUCAUAAUAAAUAAGCGAUAAGAAAUAAUAUUUAAAGGGAAGUUUUUGCCUGUUCUUUUUGUGAUAGAAUUAUUAUAAAUAUUUUUUAUUAUUGUUUCAGAAGAUAUCAUUUUUGCAUAUAUUGUGAUUUGUAAAAAUACUAUUUAAAAUGUAAAAUUCCAUACUAUGUAUGAUAUUUUUCAUCAUUACAAAAUUAAAUUUAUUAUAUUUUUAACUUCUUCAAAAAAAGAAAUUUAAAAUCUUGAAAAUUAAAAAAUAAAUGAACAAGAUUAAAAUUUCUUUGUAAAAUAUUACAUAUAUUCGCGAUUCUAUUGAGUUGAGUAAUAGAAGUGGAAACUAUUUUGAAGAUUGUUAAUAUAUAAAAAUCAAAUCUUUAUUAAGUCUUUUUCUUCAACUUUUCUAUUAACUAGAAAACAUUUAUUGAGUAAUCCGGUAGAUAAGGAAUUAAGUUAAAAUCAGCAUUGAUAAAUCAUUAUUUAAUCCUUUGAAUCCAUUAAUAAGAUCAUAUCUUCAUUUUUAAUAAUAAUAAAUCAAUCACAGUUCUAAUAAUAUAUGGCAUAAGAUUAAGUGAAAAAUUUAGCAAAUAAUCAACGAAUGAACAUAAAUUUCCAAUGAAGAAAAAAUAGUUUUUAAUAUAUUAGGGCAACUAUGUUGCAAUCAGUGGAAGAAAAAAAUACUUUAUAAAAUUCUGAUAAUCUCAUCAAAUUUUCAUUACAGACAUGAUGUCCUGUGUAUUGAUGUUCUGUAUUUUUUCUUUCUGUGGAAAUGAAGACUUUGUCUCUUAUUCUUUCGUUGUUAUCUGAUGUUUUACAAAAGGUUUUCUCUUUCGUCUAUCUUUUUAGACAACAUUUGUCCUUGUUGGCAUGGUAAUAAACCUUCUUCACUUUCCUUGCCUAAUCUUCACCUUUCUUUCUUUCUAUAGCAAGAGAAGGAGCAAAAUGGGCUAGAAGAGAAAUAAACAGCCUUGACCGACAAUACAUUCGCCCAUAUAUUUUAACGCUAUUUUAUUAUCAUAUCAUGCUUCUCUCGUAUCGUGCGAAAAAAUUAACCUAUCUCACUUUCAUCAUGUUAAAAUUUAUAUGGAGACCAAUAGAUUUCUCGCGAAUAUACAGGGUGGCCUGCAAUUUGUGAUUCUAUGUAAAAAGAGAAUACAAUUUUUUUUCAUUAAAGUCUUCACUUUCGAAGAAAAUCGUGUUGGAAAAUUUAUCGACUACACUUGAAUUUAGUUAAUUUUAAAUUUGACGGAAGAGGUUGUUCCACGUGUGAAAAUAAAUAAAAAAACGUGGAAUAAAAUUUUCUAUUUCUUGAAUUAUUAUAUCUCGAAUUAUUUGAUGGACGUAUUCAAUUUCAAUUUCAGAUUCGAAAUUUAACUAAGUAUUGGCCAACCACCUUGACAUUUUUUGUAUGCAUAUAUAAGUAAUGGGACAUUUCGACCAAUAAACUUUAACAUUUUUUCAUUGAACAUAUUUCAUGAAAUUAUUUCAUAUAUAUACAUAUAUAUAUAUAUAUAUAUGAUGUGUCUGCAAGGCAAAUAUGAAACUUGCUUCUUUAAUUAAAUUUUCUAAAUGUUAAUAAUAAAAUGUUUGUUGUAAUAUAAGAAAAUUUUUUUUAAUAAAUUAUAUGACAAAAUUAUAGGAAUUUUCAAUUUGGUUUACGUUGCAUAUUUAGCGAAAUUAACUGCAUUUUCGAUUUUUUCAUAUUAUCGAAAAUCAUUCACUGACAAUCAGUUGAACUAUUUCAUUGACCUAAACAAUUCAUAUAAUAUAUCAAGCACAUAAUGUGUAAUAAAAUUGAGCUUGAACUGAUGUCAUUGAAUAGUUAGAAACACAAAAAUUUGUUUUUUAUUAUUUAAUUUUGGAAUUUUAAAUUCAAUUGAAUUUCAUUACGAAUUUCUAUUAGAAAAAAAUAUAAAAUACGAAAUAAAAUUAAACAAUUUAAAUUCUCGUGAUGUAAUACAAAUUAUUAUACCAUGGUCACCUAUGGUUCCACAAUAUCAUUAAUAAUUAUUAACAUUUAAUAAUCUUGCUUAAUUCCCAUUGGAUAAACUAUAUGAAUAUAUAUUGAAUAUAUAAUUACAAAUAUAAAUUAAAUACAUUAAAUAUAUAAUUUUAUAAAUAGAAAUAUAUUUUUUAAUUCAAAUAUAUAUCUAUUUUUUGUAUGGUUUAAAGCCAUAAGUUUAAAACUAUUUUUGUUAUGUAGUCAUUUUUGAUGAAAGAAGAUUCAAGAAUGAGAAGGUUAUUAUAUAACAUUUCCAAUCAUGACAUCUGAUAUUUUGGCGAUUAUUGAAAUUAAAUGACCAAUAAGAUUUGGCAUAGUAAUGAAAAUUUUAAACAUUUUAAUGCACACUUUGUAAUCAAAUCUUUUAUUAUAAUUUAAUCUUAUCAUUUCAUUUACAUAUAAUCAUGUGUGUACAUAUAUGUUUUACUAUUAAAUUUUAUAAUAAUAUUUAGUUAUAAUAUAUUGUAUACAUUUACGACUUAUUAAUAUUAAUAAUAUGUAACUUAUUAAUAUUAAUAAUAUAUAUAAUAUGUAUAUAUAACAUUUAUAUAUAAUAAUAUGUAUAUAUAACAUUUAUAUAUUUAUUAAUAAAUCAUAUAUACAUAUAUACUAUUGUGCAACAUAUAUAUAUAUAAUAAUUAUAAUACAAUAUAAUUUUAUAAUUCUAUAUAUAUAAUUAAUAUAUUAUUACAUUGCUAUUGUACAUAUAAUUUAAAUAAUUCUCAUUGCUCAGAAGUUAGACAAGACAAUGAAGUUAAACAUAUUUUACACAUGAUCUUAUUAUGCUAUAAAUAGUCAAAAGAUACAAUAAUAUACGUAGUUACACAAGCGAUCGAUUUAGGUAACGUGGAAAUGUCAAAUUUAUGAAUAAAUUUUGUAGACUCCUCUUUUCUUCUCCAACGAGUCCUUGUUAGAGUGAGUCUGUCUCUUUCUUCUUCAUGCUUAAUCACUCUUUUUCUCCUUGUCCAUCUUCAAACUGUAGCCUCUUCUUUUUUCGAAUAUUCGGGGAAAGUAGUGUCCAGAGUUUCGUAUAAAAGCUCAUUCACGUUACACAGGUAUCACAUUCGGAAACAUAGUUUUCGCUCCAUUGGAUUUGCCACUGGUGGAUAACUGCCUACAGUCGUUUAAAAUGAAAUUUCUCGUGAGUUCUUCUUUUCACAUUUCUUUUCUUUGUAAUCACAUAUCACUAUGAGAAUUUACAAAAAUUGAAGAUCUAAGAUCAUCUAAGUUCAUUUUGCAUUUUUUCUAAUAGAGAUUUUUAUAGUUUGAAGGCUUCGAUGUUUUCAAAUGCCUUCGAAAAUUAUGAUCGAAAAUUUUUUUACCAAUAAAAUUAAUGUAAUACCAAUAUUAGACUAGUAAUAUUUGAUUUAAUAUUAAUUCCGGACUAAAAUUUUUAUAACUAAUUAAUAUUACUGAGAAUAUGAUUCAAAAAAAUAGAACUUUAUUUUUUUUAUAUUUAGACCGCAGUCUAGUAAUAAUACUAAAUCAAAUAAUGUAAAAUGUAAAUUUUCAUAGUUUCUAAUUUCCAAUGAUACCAAUUAGGGGUGAAUUUUUCUAUUUUUUUUCGGCCAUUUUCGACGUACUUGUAUUUCUUUGAAAUUAAACAGUGUCUCAAAUCUAAACGAAAUACAUACGAAAAAUCUAAACGAUAAUAAACGAAAGCAAUUCUCAUUAUAUGAUUUUUUGAUUAACUUUUACGUCGAACAUUUUAAAUUCUUCGUAUUUGCAAAAUUGAGGGCAACAUUGAAAUAUAAAAAAUUCAAUAGUUAAUUAUCCAAAGUCUUAUUUUUAUUUUGUCGACACUUGAAACUAAGAGUGACUUUAGAAUUUGAUAACGAAGUAUCAAUUUUGUGCAAAUUUCAGUGAUUGUGUAACUCGAUAAUGUUUCAUUUGUAAAUAUUGUAUUUAUAAAUGCAUUUGUGAGAGUUUGGUAAUUUCAAUGGUGAGUGAUGUCUUGUUGAAAAAGAAUUUUUUUUAUUUGGAAAACGGGACUCAUCGCCGAUUUCAAUGACCUUAAAAUAUGUUGAGAUCAUCGUUCUAAAAACAACUUUCCCUUAUACUUUGACACUUUUACGUUCAGCCUUAGUUCCCGAGAUAUAUGUAGAAAACCUUCGGCGAAAUUUCCAAAAUCAUAUCAUUUUUUCAAAGAUAAGUGAACUUCUUUGUGAUUCGACAUCGAUUUGUAAAAAUCAUUUCGAGAAGAGUAAUAAAAUCAUUUGGAAAUGUCUGAAUCUUCGAUGAAAAAUAUAUUAUUGUUGAGAAGAUUAAAUAAAAUAUAGUAUAAUGUAUUAUUAUUAUUAAAGUUCAUUGAAAUUAUGGUUAAAUUAAUAUUAAAGAUUAAAUUAUAUUACUAUUAAAGGUUAAAUAAAAUUGUUUUUUAUUAUUUAAGUUUUUUUUAUUUUUCAGUAAAAAAUACCAAAUUUCAGUAGAAAUUGAAAAAAAAUUAGAAAUGUAAAGAAUUUAUAAACAAAAAUCUGUUGCUCCUCACCAAAUUUCAUGUGUCUAUAAUUCACAAAUUCAUGGCAUUAAAUUCAUAUAUCAUCAUGUAUAUACAUACAGGCAAAUGUGUAUCAAUUUUUAAAAUAAUUUUUAAAAUAAUUUUAUAUCUAUAAUCUUCUCUCUUUUAUAUAAUAUUAUAAUCAAGUUAUGCUAUUUACAUCUAUGAAAUUUUAUUUUAUAUUUACAUUUAUAAAUUGAUGUUAAAAAUUUUUAUACUGGUCUGACAUAAAUAUAGUGUAUAAGUUUUUAGUUAAAUAAUAUAAAUUUUUCAUGAAGCUAAUUCUGCAUUAUGUAUUAAUACUUAAUGUUAGUAUGUUACAAAGUUCAUCACAUACAUAAGAUAUACAUACUAUAUAAUACAUAAGAUAGAUACAACGUAUAAUAUAUAUAAAUAAAUCGUAAUAUAAUAACUAUAUAUUUAUAUUUACAAAUUAUUUCAUGAACAAUAUUAUACUUAAUAUUAAUAAUUUAUGAAUUACAUAAUUAAUUAAAAAAUUUUAUGUUAGUUCAGCAUCUGUUAACUUUUCAAUUAAAUAAUAUAAAUUUUUUACGUAUCAAUACACACAUAACGUAAUCACGAGCAAUAUUAUCCAUAUUUAUAAAUUUAUACUUAAAUAUCAAUAUAUUACAAAGUUAAUAUACUAUCUGUGAUUGGAAUAUAGUUUCAUUCACAAACAUAUGAUAAGAUAGAAUUCUUAUAACAUAUUAACAUAUGAUAAGAUAGAAUUCUUCUCUUAUCUAUAUGAUAAGAUAGAAAUACCUAGUAAUAUUUAUAUUUGUAAAUUAUUCCAUAAGUAAUAUUGUAUUUACAACUAAUAUGUUGCACAUUUGUUUCAGGUGGUAAUGUUCUUAGCCGCGGCCUCGGCUGACGUGCUUCGUCAACCAACUAUCCUCAAACAGUCGCAAGAUAUUUCUUCCGACGGGUCCUAUUCUUACUCUUACGAGACAGAAAAUGGGAUAUAUCACUCUGAAAGUGGUACUCCGGUAGCUACAGAUGCAAGGAGCGCACCUGUUAUCGUUACCAAUGGACAGUACCAAUAUACAUCCCCCGAUGGUACACCAAUCAGAGUGGCAUACGUUGCCGAUCACAAUGGAUUCCAACCGCAGGGCGAGCACAUUCCAGCUGUUCCCGUGUUAAUUCAAAGAGCCCUCGAGUACAUAAGAACGCACCCACCACAACCGGAACAAUAAAAAAUCUUUGAAUUCCACUUUAGCUUUGGCAUUCACUUUCCUCUUCGCAUUGCCAAGUAAAAUUGUAAUUUGUACAUAACAGACAUACGACAAUGAAAUAAACGUUUAUUGAAAAAA